AUGAGAGAAUUGUACAUCAAAUCAGGUAAGGGAUUCUUGCUAGUAUACUCUGUGACCGACGAAAACUCGUUGAAGGAAUUAUUGGCGUUGAGAGAACAGGUUUUGCGUAUCAAAGAUUCUGAUAAUGUGCCAAUGGUCUUAAUUGGUAACAAAUGUGAUUUGAAUGACGACAGAGUAUUAAGUAUAGACGAUGGGAUAAAAGUGUCCCAGGACUGGGGUAAUGUGCCAUUCUAUGAAACUAGUGCCAUGUAUAAGACAAAUGUUGACGAGGCAUUCAUCGACGUUGUAAGACAAAUUAUGAGAAAAGACGCUGCUACUAGUGCAGAAAAGAAACAGCAAAAAGAAUUACAGAAGCAGAAUGACAUGACAGCCGAAGAAGCUGCCAGUAACAAUGUAGGCGUUGCUGAUACUACAAAAAGUACUUCUAAGAGCAAAAACCUGGCCAAAAAUGCCCGUUCCAACCAAGCCAAAAACGACGCUUCCAAUGCGGAAUCCAAGAACAAAUCCAAAUGCUGUGUUAUUAUGUGA
This is a messenger RNA of Debaryomyces fabryi, 528 nucleotides long. RefSeq names its product Ras family GTPase (gene RSR1). Gene Ontology annotation, molecular function: GTPase activity; GTP binding; GDP binding. NCBI's taxonomy places the organism in Eukaryota, Fungi, Ascomycota, Pichiomycetes, Serinales, Debaryomycetaceae. Gene Ontology annotation, cellular component: plasma membrane. The record is from RefSeq and is a predicted model, not a curated record. The transcript has a single exon. The coding region runs from base 1 to 528 and encodes 175 amino acids. Gene Ontology annotation, biological process: signal transduction.